This is a messenger RNA of Lytechinus pictus (painted urchin), 912 nucleotides long. RefSeq lists its product as uncharacterized. The record is from RefSeq and is a predicted model, not a curated record. Lineage: Eukaryota; Metazoa; Echinodermata; Echinoidea; Temnopleuroida; Toxopneustidae. Bases 1 to 912 code for a protein of 303 amino acids. Gene Ontology annotation, molecular function: acetyltransferase activity. The transcript is spliced from 2 exons.
AUGUCGACUGGCGAUGAUAUCAAAAUGACAGAGGAAGAAGCCUUCUCAUACCUUCAGGACAAUCUCCACAUGACGUCAGCGAAGCAGGGGCGUCAGGCUAACCGGGAAUCUUUCUUGAACGAGAUCGUAGUGGCAAUCUACCGCCAUCUUCCCUGGCACACCGUCAAGAAUCUGAACACCCCACAGGAGAAGAGGCACCUACCAACCUUGGAAGAAAUCAAAGAAGACAUGUACGAAGGUACCGGAGGCCUCUGCUACACACUCAACGUAUUCUGCAGGAUGUUGCUUCAAGCGUUGGGUUUUGAAGUGGCUUACGUACCCAGUGACGUCCGAGGGUACAAGGAUGUCCACAUCCUACUCAUGGUGCGUCACCUGACAGCCGAAGGAAGCAGUCACAUGGUGGACGUUGGAUCAUCGAGUCCACUCUUUCGCGCCAUUUCUUUCGACUUCGAGGGGGAGACGUCGCCCGUAUACCAGGAUUCCUUCCUGCGCUACCGGUUCGUCCGCCAAGGAGAUUCGGUUGUCCAGGAACAUGCUACCUCCAGCGACCCGCAUGCGGCUGCAGAGUUUGACGGGACAACCUCUGAAUGGUUUACAUACCUGACCAUCCACUACAAGAGAUACGUCGGGAUAGACUUCUUCAAAGACACCACAAGGGCAUUCUAUACAGUGGUCAAUCCGGACGUUCCGUUCUUGACCAGCCUGCGAUGUCUGGCAUUUCCUGACAAUCGAUUCAUCUGCAUCAAAGACACCACCCUACUAAAAGAGAAUGAAGAUGGUGGGAGUGUGGAGGAUGUCCCCCGUUGCUACGCCAAUGGUCACUGUAGUAGAAGGAUGUGGGCACCCUAUGGGGUAGGUCUUGCUCCAGCACCCUUGUCCAAGAUUUUCUGGUGUCCAUUUCAGGACAACUGA